GCAAUAGAGUCGCCGGAUCGCGAGUGCGGUGUCGAGGCGGUCAUGGCCCUCGGUCCGCGGCAGCCCCGAGAGCCUCCCCGUGCGCGUGGACGGAGCGAAAAGUUGUUCAGUGUCUCGUGUCAGGCAGCUGGCUGACCCAGUGAUUUUCACGAGCUCAUAAAUUCGGGGCUUUUCUGCUCUCGGGACGUGCCACCGGAGCGCCAACGACACGAGCAGCCGCCGUGACUCCGGCUGGCACAGCAUCCAGCGAAGCUUUCCAAGUGACGGAGUUUUGCGUCGAAAAGUACUGGAGAAUCGACGAGCCCGUGGGCGUGUUGACGGUGCGGGGCUUCGAGCCGAGACUCGGAUCGUCAGCGCGGGACGCUUUUUAAUCAAGGGACUUCUCGUCCGUCAACGACGCUCCUCGACGAGGCUUCUUUCUUUAGCUGCCUUUUGCAAAUCGGAAAUAAAAUUCAACUCGAAAAGUCUCCGCAAAUCAAUCAAAUUAUUCUGCCCCUAAAUUUCAAGUUUUCCCGAAGCGGACGAGCGAACGUUGCAACGUUUGUUUUCGAGAAACCUUGAGUCGUUCGUGCCCCGGACAAUCGACGUCGGGCCCCCUCGAGGGGAACGAUGAGCGGCAAAAACGAGUGGGUUUCCUGGAGAAAAUGAUGAUGGAAGUCGCUCGAGCGUGGAAAAGUGGCCGUGCAGCUGUAACGGAGCGGAGAGUGUCACUGAAAAGUGUGCAAAACCCGAGAAAAGAGACUAUUUUAAUAAUUUAAUAUGCUACAAAGUAUAUAGGAAGGUGCACACAGCGAAGUAGUGACAUAAAGGAGCGCCUGAAAGAGAACAGCGAUGCGUCGAGUGUUGAGCGGUUGCGGCAGCUGUUCCUACCAUCUCGAGGGACUCGGCUGUGGACGAACAGAGGACUUUGGCACACCAGUCAGUUCGGGCAGCAACAUGGGAAGUGUGGCAAGGUUUCCGAAGCUCGACGAGUGCGCCCACUUCCAUUACGAGCACGUCGAACUCGGCGCCUUGGAGGUGUCCGUGACCGAAGUUCCUAACGACCCGAGUUUCGCCGUUCGAGUUACGUCGGGCGAUGCUUGUUGGACUCUUCAACGUUCGUACGAGAACUUUGUUAUGUUCGACAAGCAAUUGCAUCGUUGUAUAUUCGAUCGGAAAUUCUCGUCGCUCGCAAAGCUCCCGGACUCGCAGCCGUCGAAGAACGUGGGCGAUCUUCUCACCGCAUACUUGGAACGUUUUUCACAACUGAAUCACGAGGGCUUGAAUUGUGGCCCGGUUCUCAAUUGGCUGCAACUCGAUAAUCGCGGUAGAAGAAUCCUAGUUCCGGAAUCAGAUUCCUGUCCGAUAAAUACACCUGCGGUUGCCGCCGCCUAUGCCGUUCGUCCGUACACAGCUCAAGCUCAAGAUGAGAUUUCCUUCCAGGUCGGUGACAUGAUAUCAGUGAUCGAUAUGCCACCGCCGGGGGAGAGCACCUGGUGGCGAGGCAAACACGGCUUCGCCGUCGGCUUCUUUCCGGCCGAGUGCGUUGCAGUGAUCGGUGAUAAAGUACCCCGUCACUUGACCGUCUCGACUACCGUCAGGUCGAGAUUACCCGUUAAACCGGUACUGAGGAAGCACGGAAAGCUCAUUGCGUUCUUCAGAUCUUUCAUACUCAAUAGACCGUCCAGGAGACGAUUGAAACAGUCCGGUAUUCUCAAGGAACGUGUUUUCGGAUGCGACCUCGGUGAACAUUUGUUGAACUCCGGCCAAGACGUGCCGGCCGUACUCACCUGCUGCGCCGAAUUUAUCGAGAACCAUGGCUUGGUCGAUGGGAUUUAUCGUCUGAGUGGCGUCACGUCAAACAUUCAGCGACUUCGUCACGCCUUCGACGAGGAUCGUGUCCCUGCUUUGCACUCGGAUGAAGGAAUAUUACAAGACAUUCACUCCGUUGCCUCCUUGCUAAAAAUGUACUUUCGAGAGUUACCAAAUCCACUGUGCACCUACCAAUUGUACUCAACUUUCGUCGGAGCUGUCCAGGCCAAUAGCGACGCGGAAAGAUUACGCAGAAUGAGGGACGCUGUGAGGAAAUUGCCACCGCCACACUACAGGACGUUGGAAUACUUGAUGCGACAUUUGGUUCGAGUAGCAGCACGAGGUGCGGAAACAGGAAUGACACCGCGAAACGUGGCGAUAGUAUGGGCGCCGAAUUUGCUGCGCUGCAAAGAGUUGGAGGUUGGUGGGGUAGCGGCACUCCAGGGUGUCGGUGUGCAGGCAGUCGUGACGGAAUUUCUGGUUUGUUACGCCGAGUUGAUAUUCGGAGACGGUCCAGUUGGAAGACCAAAAUCGUUGGCUAUAACGACACCGGCGCGUUUGUUGAGUUUAGAAGAAGCAAGGAACCGAAGUUUGCGUUGCGAGUCUGACUACAUCGAAGUCGGCGCCGGACCGGCUGGUUUGCCGCUCCAUUAUCACACGGUGAUCGAAUUGCCGCGCAAGCGAAACGGCUCGAAACGCUCGCCGUCUUUGAAUUGGCGAGCGAUAUUCGGCCGCGGUGGUUUCGGAGCGCGUGGAAAAAGCGCGCGACAAGUUGGCACUCCGCCUCAAGCCGAGACCAUGCCCAGCUCGCUAAAUUCACUCAGACGCUUGCGUCCCGUCAAGAGCGCCGACAGUCUCGACGGCGAGGACAGCCUCGGUCCGCUCCUGGGACCGCCCCCAGCUCGCCCGUGCGGUCACAGUCGAUCUGUAUCCCACGACUCGUACUUCGACCAUCUCGCUGAUGCACCCAAUCCAACCUCUCCUCUUGAUCUCUCCGAAAUUCAGCUCAACUUUGACCUCGAAGAACGAGAAAUGAGAAUGUUCUCCGAGGAGGAAAGCGGUGGCAUCGCUUCCGUCGAAGCCUCACCUAGGAGACAGAGAAACGAAGAAGACACACCCUGCAUCGCCAUCACCGGAGGAUCCAAACGCAAGAGAUCUAGACUCGAGGAACGACUUCACUGCGAAGUCGAGUUGCGAUUCAUCGACAGCCAAAGUCCCGACCAGGUAAUGGUGUCGGCCGACAUUCAUGGAAUGGAAACUCCGUCUCCUCUGCCGACACCGGGCUACUUGCCUCUUUUAUCAGAAGCAUCAACGCCGAUGACGCCGGCAACGAUGCAGGGAACUCCGAUUUCAAUAUCCCCAGGACCUUCGAACAGUCCUAGGAUAAGUUUCCGAAGCUUCACGUUGCCCCUGGAGCUCGAUGAGAGCUGCGGGUCGCUGGGAAACGCGGAAAAGCGACAGAGCACAGGAGCGUCGUCGGCAAAAUCGUCACGAGAUCCUAGUCACAGAUCGUCCUCGACGUUGGACGAUCGUAGUAAUAUUAAUAGCGAAUCUUGUGAGAGAAUAGAGACUUACGAGGGUAGGAGAGGCGGGGAUGGCAAUAGAGCUUCUCGCACAGAAUCGGUGAAUUCCUUGGGAAAAAAUACGAUUGGAAGCAGCGCGACUGUGCAAGAUCAAGAAAUGAUGGUAUCGUGCGAUGCUCUGUCGUCGGGUUGUUGCGAGACGAUGAGUCGAACGAAUCCUGACAAAAGUUCGGAGGCUGUUGGAAACAUCGCGGAUUUUUCGGAAGAUGAUAAAUCGCAGUGCAACAGUGAGGAGUCGUGUCGGGACCCACGAAGCAAAGAGUUGACGAUCGACGUUUCGACGAGUUCAAGAAUCGACGAGAACGUGGCGGGUGGUUCGGCGAUGCGAACGACCGAGCCGUCGUGCUGCAUGCCAUCGUCGAGCAACACGGAUCUCGAUUCGCCAAUGUCUUGCGAGCACACGCUCGAGGAUCUCCCGGAUUCGGGGUUCGUGAUUUGUGACAGCUCCGAAAAGAUGUUCACGAGCACCGAGACCCAGGGACUGGUGACAACCACUAACGAUUCCGGGGAGUGGGUCAUGAUCGAAAGAACAACGGAAUCGGUAACGACGCCGACGAGCGAAGCGAGCAGUCCGAAAGAUCCGCUCGACGGCACCGUCAAUCAAGCGAUCGCGACUGAUCCGCCUCGACUAAGAUCCACGUCGAACAAUGUCUCGAGAACCUCGUUGGAUCUGACGAUGGGCUCGAACGUCGAUACCGAUCCCUCGUGCAUCGGCACCAGUGAUUUAACCGAGAGCCCACCGUUGUUGCAGCAAACCAAUGAAAUUUCUUACGACCCCAGUGACUCUAAGAAAGACGCUAAAAAUAAUAUCGAUGAGGAUUCUAACGUUUUACCGGAAACGAACGAGAUCUUCGUCAUCGACGAUCGGAAGUACGGAAGCGACAGGCGGAACGGUAACGAGAGACCAUCUUCCGAAAGCUUAAGACACUUGGAAAGUAAUUUGGAUUCCUCUCGAAUGGAGCAGGAGAACGAAGUUUCGGGGAGUUACAGUCUCAGGCUCGAUAACGAGAACGUUUAUCGUGGCAACAUGAACGAAAAGCACGAGGGACGAGGCUCGCGCGAGGAAGAAAACAUCAACGCGGCUUCGAUGAUGAAUCAAAAAACUCCGGAACAGCAGAAAAAACGAAUGAUCGUUAAAAGCCAACAGACGGGACAGUACAUUCCGGGCACGGAGCAGCAGAGGCGAAGCUCGAAUGAAACGAGGUCGGACAAUCAGAGUCAAGAGCGUGCCCACAAUCAUAGCUUUGGCCAAAGUCCUCGCAAACAUCAGAGUCUCCAUCACCAUCAUCACCACCACCCGAACCAUCAUCAUCAUUUCAAGUAUCUUCCGAAGCACAUCCAAGAAAAUGUAAAACGUAACAACAUGCAGAAUUCUCAAAUACGUGACAACGAGGAGGUCGUCAUCGCGUCGGAGAAUGCUGCAGAACCGUGUGAAAUAGUCCACCAACCGGAAGGAGCUUCCGAGACGACGUCGUUGGAUUCGUCGUGCACGUUGUCGAACGCGUCCUCGCCGAUCGAAGAUUCCGUGGUGCUGCGAGACACGGCCGCGAUUUUACAGGAGCUCGCGCUCCAACGACUGUCCGGCGGUGUCGGGAGCGAGCCACCGUUGAAUCCACGCAGGCGUUACGACUCGGAAAUCGCGGCGAGCGAUCGUCGCAGUUUCGACUCGGAAAUUGGCCGAGAAAUAGUGCGAGAGAGGAAGAUGAGGCAAGAGUUGGACACUGCGAGGGGGAAAUCGGAAGAGCCUUCGUCGAACAACGGCAUGCAAUACUUGCCGCCCUGCUUGCGAGCUCGGCAUGCGAGAUCGACGAGAGCUGCGCUCAGCCGGUCUCUCGACGAAGGGAAAUUCAAUCGCAUGAACGAUGCUCUUCCUUCUUUGCCCUCGAAACAAACGUUGGAAGAUUCACAGCACAAUUCGACCCCGAACGUCGGCACCGAGCUCUCCAUGUCUUCGUCAAACAGCUCCGACAAGCUUCAGUCCCGCAAUUUAGGCGGUUUGGAUCUCGGGGACCCCCGUUGUCGCGAAAGAAUUGAAAAGUACAAAGAAGAACGACGCAUGUUUUUGCGCGACAAAUACAGAUCUGAGAGCUUUCGCGGUACCACGACCUCCAGAACUGACGACGACGGGGAACAAGCUUUGCUCGCGAGGCUCAAACAACGCGCUUCCAGACCUUCCCUGCAUUGACCAAGUGAUCGUAUUUCUAUUAAGUUAUUCACUCACAGAAAAACUCUUUGAGUAUUUCGUUCGAAUUAUUAGCAAAGAUUUAACAAACGAACAGACACACCGUUGUAACACAGACGACGAAGCCUAAUGUAGCAGCGCGUUAUAACGAAUUAACUCACGUAUUUUCCUCUCGUGAUACGGGGGACAGUAGCUUAAGCCUCUGCGCCUAACCGAUAUAUAAAUCUAGCGUUUAGUCGACGAGAAAUGGGCAACCGCGCGCUUGUCUUCUCACCGUUUGCAUUCGUUCAAUUUUUCUUUCUCUCUCUCUCUCUCUCUCUGUUUUAAUUCGUCCCUUUUAUACCUUGACAAAUGAAUGGACAAAACAAAUCUAACAUUCCUAAUAUGCAUCUCAUCGAUACUUCUGAUACUAGAAUUUAGGGAGAGUCAGAAACUCUGAGUCGAGCAAUCGGAAAUAAGAUUAGAGUACCAGAGCCACUUUUUUGUUCGUUCAACGUUUGACUGUGACGCUAUUGGCCAAUACGAUAUCGAGGAUUACGAGUGCCUCAUUUUCUUCUCUUUCCUUAACAUUGUUCAUUCUCUUUAAGCUCUAGUUUUUUUGUAAAUUGUUACGUUAUGAACGAUACGCUGGGUGUGUGAUUGUUUCCAAGCUGUCGCGACAAGUGCAUUUAUUAAAAUAAGCUUUUCGACUCGAAUUUAAAGUGCGUUACUAUCAUCAUACGUUUAGGCCCUCGAGACUGCUUUGUCUUAUCCUUUUCUCUAUUUUGUUACGCUUCGUUGUUGUAUUAAUUUGGCGAGGAAAUACUCCGACCGGAGAAUUCGAGUUUAUUUGUUAAAUGAUCGUCGAUCUAAUCGGCCUAGAAAAUAUGGCGAAGGCUCUGGUACGCGAAUUCUCUGGUUUCAUUGAAACAAGAAAAAAUCUUUUUCACCGUCUUUCGUUCGUCGCUGUUUCCAUUCUCCAGAAUAACAUUAUCGAAAUUUUUAUAUUAUCAAACUCGCAAAACGAACAAACGGUGAUGAUUUAAUUAAGAGUUUUAUACUUUCGUGUUUAUAUGUACAUGUAACGACGUUAUUUUCUCACCGUUGACUGGUUCUUGGUGUUACAAAAUAUCUCUUGUAAAUUCUACAUAUUAUUUUUAAUCUUCACACAUAUGAUUAAUAUAUUAAGUUUUUUUCGCGUUCGUUAACGCAGCUAUCGUUUGACUGAGUUUAAUCGUAUGUUGGGAAUGAAGAAUGGACGCUGAUCGACGCUCCAUUCGAGAAUGAAUUGCACACGAAAAUCCACGUCAACUUCAACAUUUCGAAGUAGGCUAAAAGUCUGAAGGUCCAGCCCUGUGAUUUUACAAAAAUCGAUUUCCAGCAGAAUUACGAUUUUUUCAAAUUUUUAAUAUCUCGUUGGAGAAAAAAGAGGAUUUCAACCCUCACGAAAUUUCCGCGUCGGUGUAUACGAAACCGAGUUCGUCGAUUCCUUCGAGCCUAUUGAAAUUCCUUUGAAAUAUUCUCCCUUCCCGAUCAAUUCGAAACGUAUUAACGGAAUGGGAAGGAGGAAAAGAGUCGAGAAUCGUGAUUUUUGUAAAGGAGAAUAUUCGGAAAAAGUACUUUAAUAAAGGAAAAGUUUCAAGAGUACAAAAAACCUUGCUCCAAAAGACUACGUCACGGCUUCGCAGAAUCUGUGCGCAGUUCAUUCUCGUACGUCAGAAUAAUUCACCAUUCGAGUUUGUACCUCCGAGAUCUCACCGAGAGAGUUCCCCGAAAGCUCAUUCGCAUCUUGGGUAACACAAAAAACAGAAAAAAAAAACUAUUCGAAAUAAAAUGAAUGAAAUAAAAUCCCCCGAAGAGAACAAUCGCGCGUUGUGCUCAUCCCAAACACUUGGAGUUUGAGGAGUCAGUGAAUAGAGUUUAGUCACGUCUUCGCGGCCGCCGAAGGCAUAAUUGUAUUAUUGAUAGAGACACUGUGCCAAUUUAUGCGGGCACGAACUUUCGUCCGUUUUCUUUAUAACACAAUAAUAAAAACAAAUAUAUAUAUAAAUAUAGAUUUUAAAAGAAUAAUAAAUAAAAAUCAUAUUUCACGUAGCGAAAUCGAAAAGUGACUGUCCAUCGGAUCGUUGGGCUACCUUAAUUUGGCUUGCCGUUCGAUUAAACGAGGAAGAACAAAAUUUGGAUUUAACAGCACGAAUUCUACGUGAAAUAUGCUCUCGUGAUUCGCGAUCUGUGCUAAAGACAUGAAAGUUCUAUCGGCGGAUUUGUAGAUUAUUAUUAUUAUACCGAUCGAUGUGUUGUUGCAUAGCAAAUUUAUAAUCGUAAACGAUAUUUCAUCCAAUCUAUUUCGACGAAGCUGUGACCAAAAAUUGACAGCGAAUUAAAAAUAUACGAUACUUUAA
Venturia canescens is the source of this 7937-nucleotide messenger RNA. RefSeq names its product GTPase-activating protein CdGAPr (gene CdGAPr). The coding region runs from base 832 to 5559 and encodes 1575 amino acids. Gene Ontology annotation, molecular function: protein binding; GTPase activator activity; phosphatidylinositol binding. The transcript has 7 exons. Gene Ontology annotation, biological process: small GTPase-mediated signal transduction. Lineage: Eukaryota; Metazoa; Arthropoda; Insecta; Hymenoptera; Ichneumonidae. The record is from RefSeq and is a predicted model, not a curated record.